CUGAAAAGGAAACAAACAAAACAAUAAUAAGAGAGGGAAAGGGAAAGGGCUCGUUAGUUGCAUUAAUUGUACCCCACUCCCGUGACUUCCCCUCUCUCUCUCUCUAAUCUUUGCAUCUGGAGCCCCCCAAUUAAAUAAUUAUACUAAUUUCAAACCUCCUAAAAAGUAUUUUUGUCUCCCCAUUUUCCCUCACAAAUAACAAUCCCAAUUUUUGCCAAUCAAUUCACUCUCCCAUCUUCAAAUUCUUGCUCUGAUUUUCUCACUCUAAAGUCUUAAACCCAUCUUCCCCCUUUCAUCUUCCUUCUUCCAACUUGAGUUUAAACGAGCUCUUUUUUUUCUUUUUUUUUUUUCCCAUAUAAAAUAUUAUUGAUACACAGAGACAAGAAUCUAAUUAUCUGUGAAUAUUUUUUUUUUUUUAUUAUUAUUAUAUUUUGGUGUGCGUGUAUGUGUGUGUGUGAGAGUAAUAUUUUAGGCUUUUAACAUUAUCGGUAAAGGUGGAGAAUUUUUAUUCUUUCUUCUUAGGUGAAGAGUGGGGGAAUGCUCGUUGAUUUUUGAGCUGAUUUUCGGUUCAAAUUUGUCUGCAUUUCAAGUAUUGUUUCCGAUCUGUAAUUCUUGGCUAUGAUUUUCGGAAUGCUUUGCGUUGAGGUUUUGUGUUGGGGUUGGUGAUUGAUAAGUUAGGGUUUUUGGAGUGGAUACUGGGGACUGUAAUGGUGUGGAAUUGAAAGGUUUUAGGGUUUUCUAGAGAUGAAUCGGAGUUUUAGGGCUGAAGAGACGGGAUUGUCGCGGAGGCAACCGCAGCAAAUGGGGAGUUUAAGGACGUCGAUGAUGAGAGAGAAAGAAGACGAGCUUGCACUGUUCUUAGAGAUGAGAAAACGUGAGAAGGAACGGAAUGAUCUUCUUUUGCUUCACAACUCCGACGAAUUUGAUGCUCCCCUAGGACAAAGAUCUGGUAGUUCUCCUAUAUUUAAUAUCACCUCAAAUGCAUCUGCACCUGUUCGGAAGACUGCCACUGAUGACUUCCUCAAUUCUGACAACGAUAAAAAUGAUUAUGAUUGGUACGUUUGUUUUUUGAAACUGGCUUUGUCUUCUGUUGGUUGUGACUGGGAAUUUUAGUGUGCGGAGUUAUUGGUCUUGGCCCUUGGGUAUAAUUCAGAGAACUUUCCUUUUGCCACAUUGCUCCUAGGUUUGUUUACUUAAAUGUAUAUCCAUGUUUUGAACCCUGCAGAGACUACCUACAACACUGAAGUUUUUAGUGCUACAUAAAACUUAUAUUUCUCUGGUUUGUUUAAUGUUCGGUAGUUUGUCUUUGGUGUCUUCAAAAUUUUGAUCCGAAGAAGUUUUUUUUUCUGUUACCCUUUGCUGAUCUGUUUUAUUCUGCUCUUAGUCUAAAGAAGAUUUGCAGAUUAUGCAUUAUGUGCGCUUUAAGAUUCUGUUAGAAUGCGGACUGGUUCCUGUAACAUUGUUGAUGGAAAGAUUAUCUUGUUUCAGAUGUGAUAUUGUGAAACUACGCAUUCUUUUUGGUCUUCAUUUCUUAAUUAUUUUCUGUACAGUUUCAGUUAUGGUAGAAAAUCGUAAUACCCCUGUCCCCUGAAGUGAUACAUACUAUUCCUUGUCUUUCAGUAAUUUGCAGUGAAAGCAUUUUAAAGCAUUGAAAUUUAUGAUUCAUUUUUACAGGCUUCUAACUCCUCCUGGUACUCCUCUUUUCCCUUCAUUGGAAAUGGAAGCUCAAAAAACUGCUAUGAGCCAGCUGGGAACUCCUAAAGCUCGUCCCUUGGCUUUGAAAUCUAGGCUAGCGAACCCCCAAAUGGAACCUGCUCCAAGGAGCACCUUGUCCAGACAGCCAACUUCAUCACCUGGGGUGACACCUUCAAGUGCAGGUAUUCGCAGACCCUCUUCAUCAGGUGGAUCUAGGCCUUCCACACCAACUGGGCGCCCCACUUUAAGUGGGAUAUCUAAACCUGCUCCAACAUCCGCACCUAAGCCUACAACCAGUGCCGGUUCUAAAUCUUCAACAACAUCUAGAGCAACAUCAGCCACCAUAUCUAGACCUACAAGGUCCGCAACCCCUACUCGUACUACUUCAUCUGUAACUAAACCAACGGUUCCUUCAAGAUCCUCUACACCUACCAGCAGAGCUACAACAAGAUCCUCUACUCCUACAAGCAGAUCAACACCAACGGCCAGGUCGAGUAUUCCUCCACCGAAGCCUGCGUCUAGGUCGUCGACUCCUACUCGGAGACCUUCGACAGUAUCAGCCACAACAGUUACGUCAGCACCUCCAGUUAAAUCAACAUCUUCUGUAACUAAGUCAGUAUCAAGCACGGUAAAAAAUCCUGUGCAACCUCGUCCGAGCUCUCCCACUGUAAAACCCAGGCCAUGGAAGCCUUCAGAUAUACCUGGUUUUUCCCUUGAUGCACCACCAAAUUUAAGGACCUCGCUUUCUGAUAGGCCGAUAUCUGCAAGUAGGGGUCGGCCUGGAGCUCCAUCUGUUCGAUCUUCAUCUGUUGAACCUGCAUCAAAUGGAAGGGUUAGACGACAAUCAUGCUCUCCCUCAAGAGGAAGACCUCCUAACGGCAUUGUUCAUGGCAGUGGAAGCUCUGUUCCUGCUGGAAAUAGGCUAUAUGCUAAAGCAAAUGACAAUGUGAGCCCUGUUUUAUAUGGUACAAAAAUGGUUGAAAGGGUUAUAAACAUGCGUAAAUUGAUUCCUCCGAAACAAGAUGACAAGCAUUCUCCACUCAGUAACUUAUCGGGGAAGUCCUCGUCUCCUGAUAGUUCUGGCUUUGGACGAACACUUUCCAAGAAAUCAUUAGAUAUGGCUAUAAGACAUAUGGAUAUUCGGAAAACAAUCCCAGGUAACCUUCGGCCAUUGAUGACCAAUAUCCCGGCAUCCUCUAUGUAUAGUGUGAGAUCAGGGUCGACCAGAAGCCGUACAAUCAGUGUUUCGGAUUCCCCUCUUGCAACAAGCAGCAAUGCGAGUUCUGAAGUGAGCGUCAACAACAAUGGGAUUUGCAUGGAUGCAACUGAAAUAGAGGAUGAUAUUAGCAGCGAUAAGGGAGUUAGAUCUCCUGCCAGUUUGCGAGGCAGGUGAAGAGACAUGGAACUGGAACUCUACUUGAGAAGUGUUAUAAUUUGACUUAUUCCAGUAUGAGUUGUGACAGCUGGAAGACCUGUUUAUCAAAGACGCACUGACGGGGAUUUGGAUCGUGUCCAAUUCGUGUAAAGUUAAUUGCACAUUGUAGCUGUGUAGUAGUUUAAUUUGAUGUAUUAUUUAGAAACUAAGUUUUAUAUUAUGAUUAGUCAUUCUUCUGGUCAUUUGUGCAAGUGGGGAGUUUCACUGUACAAUAUCUAUCCCGAGCAUAAUAUCCCGCUUGUGAUCCAUCAAUUUUUCAGUAGCUUUUGCCGCGGUUGUCAUUGGCAAAUUCACAUGUCAAACCUGGUUGGUUUAAUUUAAAAUACUACAUCAGACAGGAGGGAUAAUUUAUUUUGCUACCUUGGGAUUAAUGGUUGGACAGUGGGCAUACGAUAAUCACUAGGUUAUUUAGAAAGAGAAAAUGUGGCU
Molecule: messenger RNA, 3559 nt
Organism: Oldenlandia corymbosa var. corymbosa
Lineage: Eukaryota; Viridiplantae; Streptophyta; Magnoliopsida; Gentianales; Rubiaceae
Source: the annotation of a GenBank genome assembly